UAUUUUGCAAAAUAUUGUGCGUCAUUAAUAUGAGAAAUAAAUCGACUGUAUAUAUAUAGGAGACACCCAAGAUCUUAAAAUACAAACAUUCUCUUUUCAUUCUUUAAAGUAUUAUUCACAAAUCUUCCUCUCAUACUAUUAAGGUAUUACGAUGAUGCUGCUUGUGUGCUAAGAAAAAUGUGUUUAGACGCAAAGGCUCCUCAUCUUUCAUCGACUCUGCCACCUACUUUGCCUUGGAAGUUCAAUAAACAUGUACAGCCUAAUAAAGGACUAACCCGCCAAGGCAAUGGGAACUCAGAAGAGCUACGUUGUGUCAUUGCUGUUAUUCGAUAUGGCGAUCGAACUCCAAAACAGAAGGUGAAACUAAAUGUUACAGAGGAGAAACUGUUAAACCUGAUGCUGAAGUACAAUGGUGGAAAGCCAAGAGCUGAGACAAAACUAAAAAGUGCAGUCCAGUUGCAAGACCUAUUAGAUGCAACAAGAAUGUUAGUUCCCCGUACAAGACUAGGUCGUGAGAGUGAUAGUGAUCCAGAAGACCUUGAACAUGCUGAGAAGCUUCGCCAAGUUAAAGCAGUUAUUGAAGAGGUUCUUUAGUACUUUCUCUUUUUUUGUUGAAUAUAGUCCGGGGAAAGUAUUACAUAGUAUCAUUUAGUAAUACUAUCUUAUAUCAUUUUUUUUUGUUGAAUAUACUAUCUGAUAAGUAAGCUAGCAUUAUGCAUUUUUUAUUUAAUUCAUGAGGUCAUUUUCAAAGCAGUCAAAAAAUCUAGAAAAUUAAUAAUCGAACCAGCUACCUUUUUUUAUUAGACCGGAUAUUAGUUCCACCAAUAAUCGUGGUCAACUUACCAACGUGGUGCAUAUAUGUCAAAUUGACAAAUCUACGUUUAAGUAACCCAACCUGUAAGGGAUUUAGAUUUUUUUUGUGAAUCUCGUGGACUGAUCUAUCGCAGAUUGGGGUUCAUAGGUGAAGUUUCAAGAAAUUGUUAUAAUUUGAUUGGUCGAUUGUUCUUAAUUUUUAUUUAUUUAAUUUAGAUUUAAAAUUUUAAGAUAAGUCUAAAAUCAUUUAACAUCACUUGUCAUAUAAUCUAACGAAUAUUACAAAUAACAAUUUAUGGAAACUAAUUUUCGAAAUUAUGGAAAGAUUAUUAAUGUUUUGUUUAUUACUU
Molecule: messenger RNA, 1163 nt
Organism: Brassica rapa (field mustard)
Lineage: Eukaryota; Viridiplantae; Streptophyta; Magnoliopsida; Brassicales; Brassicaceae
Product: inositol hexakisphosphate and diphosphoinositol-pentakisphosphate kinase VIP1-like
Biological process (GO): inositol metabolic process; inositol phosphate biosynthetic process
Molecular function (GO): 5-diphosphoinositol pentakisphosphate 1-kinase activity; inositol hexakisphosphate kinase activity
Source: RefSeq, a predicted model, not a curated record